AUUUUGAAAAGAAAAAUGCUUUUGAAGUUUGAAGCUUCUUCAGAGUUGAGACUAGUUGACCCUUCAGUUUCUCUCACUGUUCUUCGAAAGAUAAGACUGUCACAUCUCCCGGAUAUGACAAUGACCAGCGAAUCUUCCGGCAAGAAAUGCGGAGAGGGUGACGGCAAAGUCGCCGGUAAAAGCCAGCGAAAGGUGGGUCUUGUUUAUGACGAGACCAUGUGCAAACACGACACACCUAACGGUAAGGUUGACGUAGAGUGUCCCGAUCGUAUCAGAGUUAUCUGGGAGAAGCUUCAGCUCGCCGGAGUCACUCAAAGAUGUGUGGUUCUUGGUGGUAGUAAAGCUGAAGAUAAGCAUCUCAAAUUGGUUCACACAAAGAAACAUGUUAAUUUAGUGAAGAGUAUUAGCACAAAAAAGAAAGAUUCUCGGAGAAACAAGAUUGCUUCACAGUUGGAUUCGAUUUAUCUGAAUGGAGGUUCAUCUGAAGCUGCAUAUCUUGCAGCUGGAUCUGUUGUAAAGGUGGCAGAGAAAGUUGCAGAAGGAGAGUUAGAUUGUGGCUUUGCUAUUGUCAGGCCCCCAGGACACCAUGCCGAGUCAGAUGAAGCCAUGGGUUUUUGUUUAUUCAACAAUGUUGCCGUUGCUGCUAGUUUUUUACUAAACGAAAGACCUGAUCUAGAUGUCAAGAAAAUUCUGAUUGUCGAUUGGGAUAUCCAUCACGGAAAUGGUACACAGAAGAUGUUCUGGAAAGAUUCUCGCGUACUAAUAUUCUCUGUUCAUAGGCAUGAUCACGGAAGUUUCUAUCCAUUUGGCGAUGAUGGAGACUUUAACAUGGUUGGCGAAGGUCCAGGUGAAGGGUUUAACAUUAACGUUCCAUGGGAGCAAGGAGGAUGUGGAGAUGCAGACUAUCUUGCCGUAUGGAACCACAUCUUGAUCCCUGUGACCAAGGAAUUCAAACCAGAUAUUAUUUUGCUUUCAGCUGGAUUUGAUGCAGCUAUUGGUGAUCCGCUUGGGGGUUGUUGUGUUACCCCAUAUGGAUAUUCAGUUAUGUUGAAGAAGCUGAUGGAGUUUGCACAUGGAAAGAUAGUGCUGGCAUUAGAGGGAGGAUACAAUCUUGAGUCAUUGGGAAAGUCUUCACUCGCAUGUGUCCAAGUUUUGCUUGAAGACAAACAAAUUCAUGGUUCAUCUGAAACAUACCCAUUAGAAUCUACACGGCGUGUCAUACAAGCGGUACGCGAGAGACUAUGCACAUAUUGGCCUUCACUUGACGCGUCAAUGGCGUCUAAUGAGAAUUUAAAGAACCCAAGUGCAGAAAGAAACUCCGCUGACGCCCUCCUUCGUGAAGUGGAAGAGUUAAAGUCUCUAAUGGCUGCCCGAGAUGGAGAACUGGAGGCAAGGAGAAAAGAGUUAAAGGCCAAAAAUAAGGAGCUAGAAGCGAACGAGAAGGAGCUAGAAGCGGGACUAAUGUUGAUUCGCGCUCGGGAGGAUGUAAUCUGUGGUCUUCAUGCAAAAAUAGAGAGUUUGCAGCAGGAGCGAGAUGAGGCGGUAGCGAAAGCUGAACGCAUAGAUAAGGAACUCCAAGAGGAUAGGGCAAGAAGCCAGGAGUUCAAAGAAGACACAGAGUUUUGCUUGAGUACGUUAAGGAGGGAGAAGGAGCUUGCCAUCAUGGCCAAAAAUAAGGACCUAGAAGCGAAAGAGAAGGAGCUAGAAGCGCGGCUAAUGUUGGUUCACGCUCGGGAGGAUAAAAUUCAUGCCAAAAUAGAGAGGUUGCAGCAGGAGCGAGAUGAGGCCGUAGCAAAAGCUGAACGCAUAGAUAAGGAACUCCAAGAGGAUAGGUCAAGAAGCCGAGUUGGGAAUGGAUCUUUUGCCUUUUCUCAGGAGUUCUAUGAAGACAUGGACUUAGACGAGCUCGAACCUCUGUCUCCGGAGUUCAAUGAAGACAUGGACUCGGAAGAGCUUGAACCGUUUCAGGUCAUCAAGAAAAACAUGGAGCGUUCCCACAAGAAGUUCAUAAAAGAUAUGGAGUGUAUCAAGUUUAUCGCCAGUGAGAGAGCCAGGGUACUUUAGGUUGGGAGCUUGAGGCCGUAGCAGAAGACUACCACAAGUUUCGCGAGAUGGUUGAUAAGCUCGGGAAGAGCAACAUAUACCCUUCUUAGAAAGUACAAUGGUGUUUCAUUGUAACCACAGAACCUUUUUGUGAUUGUAAACCAACUGUGUCGUGUCAGACUUUGAUUGGUUGCGAUACUUGGUUUCCCAAUUUCCCUCCAAA
Molecule: messenger RNA, 2266 nt
Organism: Arabidopsis thaliana (thale cress)
Lineage: Eukaryota; Viridiplantae; Streptophyta; Magnoliopsida; Brassicales; Brassicaceae
Gene: HDA18
Product: histone deacetylase of the RPD3/HDA1 superfamily 18
Exons: 8
Coding region: 16-2064 (682 amino acids)
Cellular component (GO): cytoplasm; nucleus
Molecular function (GO): histone deacetylase activity, hydrolytic mechanism
Source: RefSeq, marked reviewed